ACUAGUAGUCUCGUCUCAUACUCCUCUGGUGUUCGUCAUUUUGAUGAUGCCUCUGAGCCGCCUGUUUUAUAAAUGCUAUCGAGUAUCAUGUAGCUUUUUUGAAGGCAGUUUUUAAAUAAGUACCUCACUAAACAGCUUGUCGGACGGGCUGCAUUUCCAGGACAACUAACUUUUUAUUUCUUUCAAUACACACUUUCAACAAUACCUCUCAUCAACUGAACCAACUGCUAGAUGAAGGGCUUCUUGUAGAAGUGGUGCUGAAAAGAGCGUUAAAGUAGAGUAUACAAGCAGGGUGUGAGGGUGGCUCUAUGCUCAGAUUUAUUAUAGCCAUAUUGGGAGACAAGGGUGAGAUCGGAGCUCAAAACAGGUGGUGAUAUGCUAGGGACAAUUCGUGUGUCGCAAGAAAUACCAGAAAAAAGGGUAAUGUUUUCACCUUUUGUGCCCUUGCAAUGAGGUGUGCAGAGGAAUUGGAGGCUUCGAAAGGGACCGAGGUGCAGUAUCUUUGGCUGCAUACCUGUCACAGGUUAUAUAGAAAUAUAGAGGUGUGGUUAACUGUGAGAAUCUCAGUUCACUGCACUCCAACUCUUUCGUCUUCGUUUUCUUCGUCGCCAUCCUCCUGUCUACAGAAUUAUCCUACAUCUAAGAGAUCGAUCCAUACAGUGCUCUCUCCACGUACGAGUGUUUUCAUCCUGCAUAGCUCGGAGUCCGGAGUUGUUGAUGGGCUUAAUGAAUCUACUAUUCUUUAGGAACAGUUUCGUUCCAACAGGCGUAUAUCUAGAGGGUUAGCAUGUAAAUAAGUAGAGCACUUCACUUGAAAACCUGUCGGACAAG
Messenger RNA from Linderina pennispora, 831 nucleotides. RefSeq lists its product as uncharacterized. Bases 450 to 746 code for a protein of 98 amino acids. The record is from RefSeq and is a predicted model, not a curated record. Lineage: Eukaryota; Fungi; Kickxellomycota; Kickxellomycetes; Kickxellales; Kickxellaceae. The transcript has a single exon.